CCGAAACUUUUGAAAUUUUUGAUUAAAAUGCUUUUAUCUGUUUUAAACGUAGUUUGCUUUUGGUAGUUCCCCUUUAUUUAUUGUGUUUAAAUGCCUAAAAGAUUAUUUCAGUUUUUAUAUUGAUUAUGAAAGAAAACGAUGGAUUGAUGCCCAUUUACAAGUUAAUUUUUAAAUUAUAGUAACAAUGUCUAAUUAUAAUGGAGCUCGAAGAAAAACAACUGUUGGAAACCGCAGCGCCAACUUACAGUCUGAGACUGGUGUAAAAAGCAAGAAAUAUUUUGAUCAGAAUAAUGGAGGUGAUGGUUGGCAUAAUGCAGGCAGAAGGCCUUUGAGAUCCAGCAGUGAUGAUGGUUGGGGUGAAAUCAGCAGACGACCUUCUAAUUACACAAGCGAUGAUCUUUGGGGUCCUCUACCUAGUCCACCAGCAGCUACAGAGAAUGCAUGGGAAAAGAGAGGUUCUAGGAAGAACCAGAAGUCUCACACAAAUCAAGGAAAGAAAUCAGUUCCUUUAGUUGGGCCCAACUUUUCAUGGGAUGAUGAAUAUCCUGCUUUAGAGAGCAGACCACCUGUAGAAAAUGUUUGGGAAAAAAGAAAGGAAAAAUUGGAGGGUAGAAAAGCUAUGGAACCUACUAACCAAACAGAAGAAGAGCUUAUGAUUCAAAAGGCAAUUGAGUUGAGUAAACUUGAAGCAAAGGAGGAAGAAGAAAGAAGAAGGCAUAUUGAGGAAGAAUACGAGCUUCAAAAUGUAAUUUUAGCUACAAAUCCUCAGCUUUUCUCUGACUUCUUGACUCCUGAUGAAUUAUCUGAAGCAAAUAAAUUUUUGGAACCUGAAACAGCAGAUUAUGAGUCUAAUGAUUUGGCAAAUGGUUAUGAAGAAAAGGAGUCUUCUUGGAAUUACCCAGAACCUGCAGAAAAAACCCAGAAGCAAACUAUGAAAGCUGAAGCAAAUAAAUUUUUGGAACCUGAAGCAGCAGAAUAUAACUCUAAUGAUUUGGCAAAUGGUUAUGAAGAAAAGGAGUCUCUUUGGAAUUACGAACCUGUUGAAAGUCCUCAGAAGCAAAUUGUGAAAGCUGGCAAGAAACGAAAUAAAGUUCAAUCAACCACACAUGUGCAAGAUGAAAUAACUACCCAAAAUGCAUGGUCAGAUAGCCAGAAAUUUGAUUGUAAUAAACAAAAUGAAUCCAUCCUUUCAGAACAAGCAGAAUAUCAAGACAUUCAAGAUAACUGGUCACAAAAUUCUGCCUGCAAAAGUUAUUGUGAUAAAGGAGAAGAAAAUGAAUCUCGAUUUGUGAAUGAGGGUUCUGAUUAUCCUUCGACAGAAAUGACAUCAACUAUACCAGAGGCUGGUGAUGAAAGCAAAAUGCAUAAAGGUCCUCAAUCCAAAAUCUCAAAAGUCAUUGAUAUGUUUGGUGGCUGGGGCUCAAAGAAUAUCCAGAAUUCCAGUCUGAAGUCUUCAUUUAAAGAGGAAAGAUUUGACUCUUAUGAUAAUCAUUCUUCUGCUGAUAACAAAGAAAUAUUUCAAGAUGAUUGGGAAAAAACCAAAGAAAUAUCCGAGCUUAAUGAAAAUGUGCAAUUUUCUCAAUAUUCUUCAAAGCACAAAGAAGUUGAAAAUCUUUCUAUAAAUGAAAAAGGUCAUCCACCAUUUGAUGAAGAGGAGUCUUGGAAUAACAAAUAUUCCUCAAAUGAUGAGCAGCAGUAUAACAAUGAAUUGAAGCAUUCAUUGUAUAGUCAUGUAGAAAGCAAUAUUGCUGCAUCAUCUUCUUUUUGGAAUGCUGCUACAAACUCUUCAGACACGGAUGCUUCAUACUUGUCUAAGAAGUCUGUUCCUAAAGAUGACGACAUUAUGAACAGUAUUGUUCAGGAUUAUGCUAAUCUUGCUGUUAAAUGUGCAGAUACAUAUACUAAAGAAAAUACUUCUGCCCAAAGAAAACCUUCCGAUUUAUUUAACAGUGUAGUAAACUUAUUAAAUGAAGAUAAUUUGAAAUCAGAUUUAAUUGAUUUACAUCAUUCAAAAGUAAGCGAGUCUGAAAAUUUAUCCGAUCAAACAGCUGAAAACGAAAUUAUAUAUGCAUUGAAUAAUGCUGCUCCAACUGAAUUUUCAGCCAAAGCUCCAAAAGAAAAUAUUAGUGGAUCUUGGAAUGAUUCUAAAAUUGAUUUUCCUACAAAUUCUAAAAGAAAUGACCUUAAUAAUGGCUUAUUUUUACCUAAUAUUAAUGAUUCACAAGAUAUCCAUAAUGAUUUGGAAAGCAAUUCUGCAGAUUCAAUAUUACCACCGCCAAUUCAACAGGAAAUGAAUUUUCCAUAUCAAUCUAAUCCAGUAAUGUCUAACUUUAUGAAUCCCAAUUUGAUGAUGGGUAUGAAUCCUUUAAUGAUGCAACAGCAGAUAAUGAUGCUGAACAAUCCUUUCUUCCUUCAACAAUUACACCAAAUGGAAAUGUAUUACAGAGCUAUGAGCAUGCCCUUUACUUCACCUUUAAUUCAUCCUAUGCAAACACCACCUUUUAAUCCUGCGUUAAACAAUCUCAUGGGCAGCUGUUUUAAUGGUGAACCUAACAGUUAUAUGAAUUUAGUUCCUGAGCAAAGUGUGGAGAGCAAUCCAUCAAUACCUCCACCAUCUCAUGAUUUUGAAAAUGGAAGUCAGAGAAGCAUGCACGCAAUAGCAUCUGAUGCCCCAAGUGUUGAAUUUGAGAAUUCCUGGCUCACCGAUCUUAUAUCAGAAGGUGCUGCACAUAUGGAUUCUUACAUUCCUCCUCCUACAAUGCCUGUUACUAAUCCUUCUGAAAAUCCACAAUCUGCACCAAAUGUAGAGAAUAAGGUAGGCACACAUAUUGCUGAAGAUAUUUCACAAAAUGCGUAUGGGAAAGGAGCCAUUCCACGAAACUCCAACUGUGAUAUGAAAGGUCUAAAGCAAGAAAGUUCUGUCUUGAAGUAUGGCAGAACAGAUGUUAAUACUAUUGCAGCAAAUGUUAACUCUGUUAAUAUUCCCAAAUCAUCAGUACCAUAUGCAGGUGAAGCUUCAGGAUGGGGCAACAUUGUUGAUAUGCCUAACAAGAGUAACAGUUCCUGCAAUGAUGAUAUGGAUGAUUGGGCAGAUGAAAAAGUGACCGCUUCUAAGUCAAUGAUCAGAUCAUCGAUUUAUGCUUCACACAAGCAAGCCAAUACUCGUCAGCCAGUUCGUCAACCACGACAGGACUCCCAGUGGCGAUAAAAUGUUUUUGAUGUUUCCUAGUAUGGUAAAAUGUUACUUUUGUUGGGGAUUAUUGCAAAUUUUUGAUGAUCUGAUAAUGUAUUUAAAAUUCAUUUCUGUUCGUAUUUUAGCGUAUUUGUUUUUGUAUGUUGUUAGUUUUUUUGUCAAUGUUUCUUCACAAUUGAUUGUUUGAAAUGCUUACAUAACUGAAGGCAAAUGUUAUAUUUAGUUUUUAAAAUAGGUUAAUCAAUAUAUAAGUUAUUACUUUUUAUAAAGAAAAUUACUUCAUACAGUAAAAAUACUAUUAAGAUACAAAAAAAAAGUAGUUGUGAAUAGAGUUUACCAAUUUUUAAAGUAGUGGUAGAAAUAUAUAUAUUUAAAAUAAUAACUACAAAUUGUUAAAAUAAUUAAAUCUAUACUUUUUAAAUUUAGAGUUGUUAAAACUAUGGCAGAAUGUGCCACUGCCUAAGUGAAUGUUAAAAGUAGAUUUUUUAAAAGGAAAACUGAGAAAGACAAUUUGAUUUUUGCUGCUUUUGCUUUUUUAAAUUGUAAAAUAGUUAUUUUAUUUAUGAGUAAAUAUUAUUUGAAAUCUUGCCUGCAAUAAAUUAAAUUUGUUUUUAUUCUAAAUUUGCAAUCAGAUUGCUCAGUGAAAUUUCUAUCAGUACAACCUAAAUUGAUGAAAUGUUUUUAUUUAUUUCUAUUGUUAAGCUGGUAUAAAUGAUUUUUAAUCUAUUAAAUAACAUCUGCCUGAAGUUAAUAGAAAUCGUAAUUUAAAGUUUUUUCUGGUGCUAAAUGUAAUCCAUGUAUUGUUGUGAUAAACUUUGAUGUUAUUGAUGUAUCACUAUAAAUGUUGACUUUCAAUGAUUUUUAUUUGUUGGACCAAUAUGCUUUUUAUCUUGAAGUCAUUCUUUGAUGAGCUUUAUAAGGACUUAAUGUCAUAGUUGACAUAUUAGAAGUAAAAAAUGUUUUUACUGUUAAUGUUAAAUAUACAAAAUUAUGUACAUAAUCAUGAGUAAUAGCAAAUGAUGGAACAUUUAGAUUGUUGUAAUAUUUGCUAUAAUUAAAUAUAUUAAGGACUAAGUAAAUUUUUGCAUAUCCUAAAAAUAAAAACUAUUGUUGAUUUGUGAAAUGAAUCAUUCCAUUAAUUUUUUAUGUGACAGAUAAAAAGCACAUUUGUCUUAACAUUUCAUAGUAUAUAUAGAUGUGAAAUACCUUUUCUAAAAAAGCAAUUUGUGAUACCUAAAUAUUUCAUUUGGUAUUGUAAAUACAUAUUAAGUUUUUUAAUUUAGUAUAUUGAGAAAACAUUUCCAGAGCUUCUAGAAAAGGAAAUUGGAGAUAUAAUUCAAGAGUUGUUAAUCUUUCUAUUGCAUAAAUAAAAAGAAUAUUUGUUGCCAUGGAAUGUAACUACAUUAAUAUGCGGAUGUAGUCCUUUAUAAUUUGUAAAGUUACAGAAUAUAAAUGUGUGAUAAUAUUUAAAAUAAUUUGGAAGGAUAUAAAAAAAACCAUUAUAAUUUUUUUAUUGUAAAAUUGUAUUUUAUAAUUUUCUGUAAGAUUCAUUUCAUUUCAACCCCUUUAAUGAGAUUUAUUCAAGAAUAAAUAUGUUGUGCUUAAAAAAUAUGCUGCAUUU
Messenger RNA from Argiope bruennichi, 4814 nucleotides. RefSeq lists its product as uncharacterized. The coding region runs from base 185 to 3208 and encodes 1007 amino acids. The transcript is spliced from 6 exons. The record is from RefSeq and is a predicted model, not a curated record. NCBI's taxonomy places the organism in Eukaryota, Metazoa, Arthropoda, Arachnida, Araneae, Araneidae.